AUGGACAGACACAGGGGAGGAGACCGCUACAGCGACAACGACAGCAAUUACAACACAAGUAGUUAUAACAGCACCAUCGACAACCAAGAUUCCUCCUACCAUAGCCGCCGUCCCUCUCGCUUCUCCGAUGCCCCAUCCCGCUUCUCUGAUAGUCCUAUAAACCGUUACUCUGAUAACGGCAACAACAAUAAUUACAGCAAUUAUAACCGCCGUAGCCCUAAUAAUUACCGUGGCGGUGGAGGGGGACGACGUCCGUUUGAUAGUCCUCCGAGGCGGAGUCCUCCUGGUGGUGGUGUCGGCGGAGAUGGUGGAUUUCGGCCUAUGGGUGGUGGUGAUGAUGGGGGGUUUAGGCCGAUGGGCAGUGGAAGUGGACGGUUUGUGCCUAAUUAUCAAGUGCCAUCGCCAUUGCCCCUACCACCUCAGAAUCUAUCCGGGCACAAACGAGGGUUUCACGGAAGCUCUCCUGAUAGGUUUGAUGGUGGUGGUGGUGGUCGCAGUGGUUUUGCUUUUGCGAAGCUCUUUGUGGGCUCUGUUCCAAGGACAGCUACUGAAAUGGAUAUUCGCCCAUUGUUUGAAGAACAUGGAAACGUGAUAGAGGUUGCCUUGAUCAAAGAUAAGAGAACAGGACAGCAACAAGAUGUGGUUGUUAGUUAUGCAUCCGUCCAAAAGCUACGCUGGGAAUCAGUGAUAGGCCAUUUUUUAUGGGAUGGUUAUGAGAUGAAUAUUGUCCAUUUUGAGCCUAUUGCUUGUGAGAUGGACUUCAAAGCUUCAUUAUGUGGUAUAUCUUGGAAAGCUUUGCAUUUGAUUGCUGGCUGGAUACAUGUGGAGCUUACUUUGUGGUUGAAGUGUGUGAAAGUUGAUGUUACAAAAAUCAGUGGUACGGUUGAAUUGUUGACUACUACUGCCUCUUGCUGUUGUUUUAUAAAAUAUGCUACCUCAGAAGAAGCUGAUAGGGCCAUCAGAGCUUUGCACAAUCAACGUACUCUGCCUGGGGGUGUUGGUCCUAUCCAAGUUAGAUAUGCUGAUGGAGAACGAGAGCGCCUUGGUGCAGUUGAGUACAAGUUGUUUGUGGGUUCACUGAACAAACAGGCUACAGAAAAGGAAGUUGAGGAAAUUUUCACACCAUAUGGUCGGGUUGAAGAUGUUUACCUCAUGCGUGAUGAAAUGAAGCAGAGUCGUGGUUGUGGAUUCGUUAAGUACUCCAAUAGAGACAUGGCAUUGGCUGCUAUUAAUGGUCUUAACGGAAUAUACACAAUGAGAGGUUGUGAGCAGCCAUUAACUGUCCGGUUUGCAGAUCCUAAAAGGCCCAGGCCCGGAGGAGAUUCGAGAGGUGGUCCAGGUGUCGGCCCUAGAUUUCAAGCUCCUGGGCUUAGACCACCGCUGAAUUUAGGGAAUCCUAUGGGUGACCAUAUUCCACCACCUAAUGCUUGGCAUCCAAUGAGUCCCCAAAAUAUGGGUCCUUCCCCCAAUGCUGGUGUUCAUGGUUUUGGGAAUCAGUUGCCUCCUAGAUCUGGUGACUUACCAAUGCCUUUAAACCAGAUUGUUAGUCAGUCUCUGCAGCAACCUAACCCUGUCAGCCAGCAAAUAUCACCCCUGCAGAAACCACUUCAAUUGCCUCAGCACUUGCCAACUUCCCUUAAACUACAAGCUCAAGCUGCAUCUUCCUAUUCUCAGACACAGACUUCCCAUGUCAGUCAGCUCCAGAGUCCACUUACCACCGGUCAAAUACCCUUCAGUCAAGCGCUGGCAUCACAACAUUCGAUUGGCUUGAGUGGACAGUUAUCUGCUUCUCAACUUCAGAUCCAGCAAGGCAUCUCAUCAACUACAGCACUACAAGCCCCUUCGAAUAUCAAUGUACAAUCCCACUCCAUGGCUCCAGCAAUAAAUCAACAGCAAUUGCCUGCACCUGUCCAGCAGCAAAUGCUUCAGUCCCCUUCUCAGUUAGCUCAGAUGCUGUCACAACAAACGCAAACCCUGCAAGCAAGCUUUCAGUCAUCUCAGCAGGCUUUUUCCCAGCUGCAGCAACAGUUGCAGAUGAUGCAACCAUCAAACCAGAGCACGUUGCAACAGAGUCCCCAGGCUCCUAAACAGCAGUGGCCUCCACAAGCAGUUGCCAGCACUCCAACACUUCCUGCAGAUGUGCCUCCAUCUACUUCUGCUCCUACUGCAGGUUUUAUGAGUCAGACUGUAGCUCCUUGGGAGAAACCUGAGGAAUUGAAAUUAUUUGAACAACAGCAACAGCAACAACUACACCAAAAGCCUCCAGUUCAACUGCCUCAAGCCCAGUCAAAUCCUCAAGUUUUGCCCACCCAGCAAGUGCCUCAAACCCAACAGUAUGCCACAUCUGGAGUCAGAGGUCAACAAGAUGCUCAGGUAAAUACCAGUCAUCAGAAAGUAUUGUCAUUGACUAAUGAGUCACAACAAUGCCUGCCUUGGAAUGAGACUGCUUAA
Molecule: messenger RNA, 2451 nt
Organism: Dovyalis caffra
Lineage: Eukaryota; Viridiplantae; Streptophyta; Magnoliopsida; Malpighiales; Salicaceae
Source: the annotation of a GenBank genome assembly